UCUCUCCUCCAGUGUGCUUCAGCCGCACAGCACUUCCUGUUUAUUCAAACAUCUUUUUUACCACUCGGCAAACCCCCGCUUCACAGAAACAGCCAGAACCCAUCUACAGCAAGAAGACGGAAAUCCAAAGGCAGACAGUGCGAGCUCACUCCGUCAAACUCCUCAUUUUCUCUGCACUUCAAGUGGCCAGGCAGCUCCUUCUUCAGCAGCAACAGCAGCAGCAAGUUAGUGGAUUAAAAUCUCCAAAGAGGAAUGACAAACAACCAGCCCUUCAGGUUCCCGUGUCAGUGGCUAUGAUGACACCUCAAGUUAUCACUCCCCAGCAAAUGCAGCAGAUCCUCCAGCAACAAGUGCUGAGUCCUCAGCAGCUCCAGGUUCUCCUCCAACAGCAGCAGGCCCUCAUGCUUCAACAGCAGCAGCUUCAAGAGUUUUAUAAAAAACAACAGGAACAGUUGCAGCUUCAACUUUUACAACAACAACAUGCUGGAAAACAGCCUAAAGAGCAGCAGCAGGUGGCUACCCAGCAGUUGGCUUUUCAGCAGCAGCUUCUACAGAUGCAGCAACUACAGCAGCAGCACCUCCUGUCUCUGCAGCGCCAGGGCCUGCUAACCAUUCAGCCAGGGCAGCCUGCCCUGCCCCUUCAGCCUCUUGCUCAAGGCAUGAUUCCAACAGAACUGCAGCAGCUCUGGAAAGAAGUGACAAGCGCUCAUACUGCAGAAGAAACCACAGGCAACAAUCACAGCAGCCUGGAUCUGACCACGACAUGUGUGUCUUCCUCUGCACCUUCCAAGACCUCCUUAAUAAUGAACCCUCAUGCCUCUACCAAUGGACAGCUCUCAGUCCACACUCCCAAAAGGGAAAGUUUGUCCCACGAGGAGCAUCCCCAUAGCCAUCCUCUCUAUGGACAUGGUGUAUGUAAGUGGCCUGGCUGUGAAGCAGUGUGCGAAGAUUUCCAAUCAUUUCUAAAACAUCUCAACAGUGAGCAUGCGCUGGACGAUAGAAGUACAGCUCAAUGUAGAGUACAAAUGCAGGUUGUACAGCAAUUAGAGCUACAGCUUGCAAAAGACAAAGAACGCCUGCAAGCCAUGAUGACUCACCUGCAUGUGAAGUCUACAGAACCCAAAGCUGCCCCUCAGCCCCUGAAUCUGGUAUCAAGUGUCACACUCUCCAAGUCCGCAUCCGAGGCUUCUCCACAGAGCUUACCUCAUACUCCAACGACCCCGACAGCCCCCAUCACUCCCGUCACCCAAGGCCCCUCCGUCAUCACCACCAGCAGCAUGCACACGGUGGGACCCAUCCGCAGGCGGUACUCAGACAAAUACAACGUGCCCAUUUCUUCAGCAGAUAUUGCGCAGAACCAAGAAUUUUAUAAGAACGCAGAAGUUAGACCACCAUUUACAUAUGCAUCUUUAAUUAGGCAGGCCAUUCUUGAAUCUCCAGAAAAGCAGCUAACACUAAAUGAAAUCUAUAACUGGUUCACACGAAUGUUUGCUUACUUCCGACGCAAUGCAGCCACGUGGAAGAAUGCAGUGCGUCAUAAUCUUAGUCUUCACAAGUGUUUUGUGCGAGUAGAAAACGUUAAAGGGGCAGUAUGGACAGUGGAUGAAGUAGAAUUCCAAAAACGAAGGCCACAAAAGAUCAGUGGUAACCCUUCCCUUAUUAAAAACAUGCAGAGCAGCCACGCCUACUGCACACCUCUCAAUGCAGCUUUACAGGCUUCGAUGGCUGAGAAUAGUAUACCUCUAUACACUACCGCUUCCAUGGGAAAUCCCACUCUGGGCAACUUAGCCAGCGUGAUACGGGAAGAGCUCAACGGGACAAUGGAGCAUACCAACAGCAAUGAGAGUGACAGCAGUCCAGGCAGAUCGCCCAUGCAAGCUGUGCAUCCUGUACACGUCAAAGAAGAGCCCCUGGAUCCAGAGGAAGCUGAAGGGCCACUCUCCUUAGUGACAACAGCCAACCACAGUCCAGAUUUUGACCACGACAGAGAUUAUGAAGACGAACCAGUAAACGAGGACAUGGAGUGAAUAUCUGGGUGGGCUGACCCCAAGAACGAAGAUUGG
Talpa occidentalis (Iberian mole) is the source of this 2063-nucleotide messenger RNA. RefSeq names its product forkhead box P1 (gene FOXP1). Gene Ontology annotation, cellular component: nucleus. The coding region runs from base 294 to 2027 and encodes 577 amino acids. The transcript is spliced from 16 exons. Gene Ontology annotation, molecular function: DNA-binding transcription repressor activity, RNA polymerase II-specific; RNA polymerase II cis-regulatory region sequence-specific DNA binding. Lineage: Eukaryota; Metazoa; Chordata; Mammalia; Eulipotyphla; Talpidae. The record is from RefSeq and is a predicted model, not a curated record. Gene Ontology annotation, biological process: regulation of transcription by RNA polymerase II.